This is a messenger RNA of Lotus japonicus, 2222 nucleotides long. Its product is annotated as protein DETOXIFICATION 49-like. Bases 363 to 1955 code for a protein of 530 amino acids. Gene Ontology annotation, biological process: xenobiotic detoxification by transmembrane export across the plasma membrane. Gene Ontology annotation, molecular function: xenobiotic transmembrane transporter activity; antiporter activity. The record is from RefSeq and is a predicted model, not a curated record. Gene Ontology annotation, cellular component: membrane. Lineage: Eukaryota; Viridiplantae; Streptophyta; Magnoliopsida; Fabales; Fabaceae. The transcript has a single exon.
UCUAAGGCCAAGUGCGUUUUGUUUUGCAGGCACCAACUGUAGUUGUCGGUCAUAAAAAGCUGCUUGAAAAUUUGAAAGCAAAGCAUGCUGUUGCCUUUGAUUUGAGUUGGUGCUUGCCAAUGCCAAUACUACUCUGUCAACUCUAUAUAUCCUCAUAUUACUGGCCAUCCUUGAUAUUAUUGGCUAUUGCUCCAUUUUUCAGAUACUUCCAAGAAUCUCAAAUAUUAUUAUAGCACAAAUCUUCCCUUUUUAAACCCCUCUACCAAAGUGCAAAAUUCCCAAAAGAGUCUACACAAAAACACCCCCACUCUCUUUCUCUCUUCUGUCCCCCCUGUCUGUAUGCAAGAGAAACUGUCCCAACCAUGUGCCAAUUAUCAUCUACCUCUAGUUUGUGUGAAAGCAAUGAAGGGAAUCCAAAUCAUCAUCAUGUAUCCACAACCAAAACACAGGAAGAGCCUGACAUGUUCACCCUUUUGAUCCCCAAAUCCCCAACAAAAUCCCAACAACAAGAAAAGACCCAUUAUUCUUAUUCUUAUUCUCUGGCCCUCAAUGAAGCAAAAUGCAUAGUAAACAUUGCAUGGCCUAUGGUCUUAACCGGCCUAUUACUUUACUCUCGGUCUAUCAUUUCCAUGCUCUUCCUCGGUCGGGCGGGCGAGCUUGCUCUUGCGGGCGGCUCACUCGCAAUUGGAUUCGCCAACAUCACCGGCUACUCCAUUCUCUCAGGCCUCGCCAUGGGAAUGGAGCCGAUAUGUGGGCAAGCAUUCGGGGCGAGGAGAUUCAAACUCCUCGGCCUAACGAUGCAGAGGACAGUGAUUCUCCUCCUCCUAACUUCAAUCUUCAUCGCAUUCUCAUGGCUCAACAUGAAGAAAAUCUUACUCCUAUGCGGCCAGCAAGAAGACAUCGCCACCGAAGCUCAAUCCUACAUUCUCUACUCUCUACCGGAUCUCGUCGCGCAAUCGCUGCUCCACCCUCUGCGAAUCUACCUUCGAAGCCAAUCAGUUACUCUGCCAUUAACAUACUGUGCAGUUCUCUCAAUCCUCCUUCACAUCCCCAUCAACUACCUCCUCGUCUCGGUUCUUCACCUCGGAAUCAGAGGCAUUGCUUUAGGCGCUGUUUGGACAAAUUUCAAUCUGGUUAUCUCCUUGAUUAUCUACAUCUGGGUUUCUGGGAUUCACAAGAAAACAUGGACUGGAAUCUCCUCUGCUUGCUUCAAAGGUUGGAAAGCGCUUUUGAAUCUAGCGAUUCCGAGCUGCAUUUCGGUUUGCCUCGAAUGGUGGUGGUAUGAAAUCAUGAUUUUACUCUGCGGUUUGUUGAUAAAUCCUCAUGCAACCGUUGCCUCAAUGGGGGUUCUGAUUCAAACCACUGCAUUGAUCUAUAUUUUCCCAUCUUCGUUGAGUUUUGCUGUUUCCACAAGAGUUGGAAACGAACUCGGAGCUGAGAAUCCUCACAGAGCGAAGCUCGCAGCGCUAAUAGGCCUCUGUUUCAGUUUCGUGUUGGGAUUUUCAGCAUUGUUCUUUGCGUUUUCUGUGAGGAAUGUGUGGGCUUCAAUGUUCACAAUGGAUCCUCAGAUAAUUGCUCUGACUUCAAUGGUGUUGCCGAUUAUUGGACUCUGUGAGCUCGGAAACUGUCCUCAGACCACGGUUUGCGGCGUUUUGAGGGGGACGGCGAGGCCGAAGCUGGGGGCUAAUGUGAACUUGUGUUGCUUCUACUUCGUCGGAAUGCCGGUGGCGGUGUGGUUGAGUUUCUUUGUUGGGUUUGAUUUCAAAGGCUUGUGGCUGGGUUUGUUGGCGGCUCAGGCGGCGUGUAUGGUGACCAUGUUGGUGGUUUUGGCUCGGACCAACUGGGAAGGUCAAGCUCAGAGAGCUAAGGAACUCACUUCAUUGGAUUCUGGUGAAGAAGGAGGAGAUGAAGAUGAAGAUGAAGCUGCAAAACAAUGUUCAGAUUCAUUAGUUUGAUGAUUCAUGACCGCGGGAAAAUUAUUCUUUUAGCUAGAUUUUAGAUCGAUGAUUCAAAGGAUCAAAUUGGUUCUUUGCUUAUUGAAUUAAUUUUAAGAGGGUUAACAUUUUCAUUAUAUCUUUCAUUAUAUAUACUCUUGAUCUUGGUAUAAAAAUUUAAGUGUAUGAUUAACACAAAUUUUGUGUAUGCAUGAAUGUAGGAGAUUGGUGACUUUAGGGAACCUGAGUCAUGUAAAUUGAAUGAUAUGUGGAAGUUUGUUAAUUCAA